UAAUAACUAAAUAACAUUUCGCCUUGUAAACAAGACGAAUAAAUGUCAGUGAACUAAAUUUUAAUAAAUUAAUUUUAUUACAUAUCAAAAUGGGUAAAGGUUAUAAUAAUUAUAUGUGUAAAAAACCUUUUCACCCUGGAUCGAAGGCAAAUAUAAAAAGAGCAUGGAUGGCAGAGCAAAAAACAGAAAAUGAAAAGAGGAAGCAAGACGAAUUGAAAGCUCAGUAUGAAAAGGAACAAGAUUUAUAUAACAACAGGGCUUUGGUAAGUUGUGAAAGCAAGGAUAAACUUGAAUUGAACUUUAUGUAUGAAGCACCACCAGGAGCUAAAAGAGAGCGUCAGAAAGAAGAUGAUGAACCAGAAUUUAAAUUUGAGUGGCAAAGAAAAUAUAAUGCUCCCAGAGAAGAUUAUGCUAAAGGCAAUGAAGAUAUCAAAGAUCAACCUUUCGGCAUUCCUGUGAGAAAUGUUCGAUGCAUAAAAUGCCACAAGUGGGGACAUAUCAACACAGACAAGGAAUGUCCUCUUUACAAUCAAGCCAGUACAUCCUCAAUGCCUACAACAUCUAUGGAUCCAAUGGAACUUAUGAAACAAAUGAGAGAAGAUGGUUUUGGUUUAAAAGAAAAUGUUCUUGGUCAUCAAUUAAAUCCUGCUGCUGCUAAUCAGCAAUUUAUUCCCAGUGAUGAGGAAAGUGAUCCUGAAAUUGAUUUCUUAAAGUCCCUUUCUUCUGCAGAAAAGAAGAGACUGUUAAAAAAACUAAAAAAGUUAUCGAAAAAGCAAGAAAGAAGUUCCAAUUGUAAGAAAAAGAAGAAAAGUAAAAAGACUAAAAAAUCAAAAUCAAGGACAUCUUUUUCGUCUGAUUCUGAAAAAGAGAAGAAGGCUAAAAAGAAAAAGUCAAAAAAAUCAAGUUCAUCAGAUAGUGAUUCAUCAAGUGAUGAGAGUGAGAAAAGACACAGUAAGAAAAGUAAGCAUUUAGAACCCAAAGAGCAUUUAAAAUCUGAAAAGAAAAAAUCAAAAGGAGAAGAACAUCAGUCUCAAGAAAAAAAACACAGUAAAAAAGUGUUUGAAGAAGAUAUGGAUCUAGGAAAAUCUGCUUUGAAAAAAGACAAUGAAUAUAAAAAGGAAAGAAAAGAAUCAAGACAAGAGUCAUCUGACCAUGAUAAGUAUAAAUUUUUUGAGACCAAAGAUCAAUCUCAGGAAAAAUGCAAUAGGAAAAUGUGCAAGGAAGACUCCAAAGAGGACAAUGAACAUAAAAAAAUAAGAAAUAAACCAAAACAAGAGUCUUCUGACCAUGAAAAGAAUAAAACUACGGCGACCAAACAUCAGCCUCAGGAAAAAUACAAAAGAUCUGCUUCUGAAGAAAGCGAUCAACAUAAAAAAGUAAAACACGAACCAAAUAGUGAGUCUUCUGAUCAUAUUAAGCAUAAAAGCAUGGGGACCAAACAUCAAUCUCAAAAAUAUAGCAGCGAAACAUGUGAAGGGGAUUUAAAUCUAAAUAGAUAUACUUCCAAAGAAGACAUUAUGCAUAAAAAAGUAAGUGAACCAAGGAAGGAGUCUUCCAACCAUAAGCAUAAAAUUGAAGAAAAAUCAGUGGAUUCAAGAACAGAAAAGAAAAAACAUUUUAAUAGUAGUUCUGAAGAAGAAAAAUAUCAGUCAACAAAGAGUGGACAAUUUUGUGACAUUGUUGACCUACCUCCACCAAAAAGAAAAUCUGAAACCUUUUUAUGUAAAGAAGACAUUACACAUAAAAAAGAGAAAAGUGAUUCAAGACCAAACACCUCGGACCAAGGUAAUAACAAAACCAUUGAGACUAAACACAAAAUAAGGGACUCACAAACAGAAAAGGAAGGGAAAAAUCUUGAUUGUAGUUCUGAAAAAUCAGAAAAAUAUGAAGCUUUAAACAAGGAAAUGUGUUAUGAUGCUGAUGCCGUCUCUCCGAAAAGAAAGCGUGAUACACCUACAUCAGAAGAUACUUCAAACAUCAGUACUGUAAAAAAAGUCAAAUAUGAUCAUCCUGACAGUUUCAGCCAUCUUUGUCCUCAAGCACACAUUAAAACAAAUUACUUACUACCUAGUGAGGAAUAUGUCGGAAAGAUUCAUGAUGAAUUUCGUCAUCACCAUAGAGAAGAUAGGUCUCCCUCUGUAAAGCAAAAGUACAAUACAUAAUCCAAGUUAACUCUAUCUUAUUUUAGAUGAGACUGUAAAUACGACAAAAAAUAUGCCCAUUAUGUAAAACUAAGACAAAGCAAGUAAUAGAAUAGCUCAUCCAUCAAACUUUGAAGCCUCCAUUUUGUAAAAAUGCACCUAUACAGUAACUAAUGCUACUCUAAUUGUGUUAUUGUUUGCUGAUGAUAUGAAAUCAAUGUAACUCUAAUAGUGUAAUGUAAUUUUGAACCAAUAUUUUGCAAACUAUGAAUAUCUAUUUAGAUUUUUAUGCUUUGUUAUAAUACAAGCAUUAUUAUAAAAUUGUUUCAUUUCGAUUUAUUCCUCCAGUAUUGUAAUUAGAUGCAAUGCAUAUAUUAUAUCAUUUGUAUAAAGAAAAAUAAUAUCUAAAUUUUAUUAAAAUGUUAUUUGACAGAAUA
Molecule: messenger RNA, 2578 nt
Organism: Parasteatoda tepidariorum (common house spider)
Lineage: Eukaryota; Metazoa; Arthropoda; Arachnida; Araneae; Theridiidae
Source: RefSeq, a predicted model, not a curated record